This is a messenger RNA of Serpula lacrymans var. lacrymans S7.9, 168 nucleotides long. RefSeq lists its product as uncharacterized. The transcript has a single exon. The coding region runs from base 1 to 168 and encodes 55 amino acids. The record is from RefSeq and is a predicted model, not a curated record. Lineage: Eukaryota; Fungi; Basidiomycota; Agaricomycetes; Boletales; Serpulaceae.
AUGGAAGAUAUGCAUACCUAUGCAUAUCUUCCAUUUGGUCCAGACAUCAUCACUGUAUCGCAUCAGUACCACACUACGAUAUCUCAAGAUCUGCAGAGCCCGCAACUCCCGACUAUGGUAGCAAUCAUCUGGAUACCAAUCAGCGUCGUCAUCGUCUUCCAGCUCUGA